CUGUAAUAUAAAUAAAGUAUGAGGGUAAUUUUAAAGUCCAAAAGAAUUUGGUGGUGAUUUAUAAGCAAAUCCAGUGUCACCAACCCACAAAGUGAAGAAGAGAUUUGACACAACACAACUCAUCACUCAGAAUCUCCCAAGGACCGGAAGUGUGAAAGAAAAUGGCUUCAGAUCCAAAGCUUCACACUUUCGAUGAUGUGUCAAAGCACAACAAGACCAAAGAUUGCUGGCUUAUUCUUUCUGGAAAGGUGUACGAUGUCUCCCCUUUUAUGGAGGAUCAUCCUGGAGGUGAUGAGGUUUUGUUGUCUGCAACAGGGAAAGAUGCAACUAAUGAUUUUGAAGAUGUGGGACACAGUGAUUCUGCUAGAGAAAUGAUGGACAAAUACUACAUUGGUGAGAUUGAUCCAUCCACUGUUCCCCUAAAGCGCACCUAUGUUCCACCUCAGCAGUCUCAGUACAAUCCGGACAAGACUUCAGAAUUUGUGAUCAAGAUUUUGCAAUUCCUGGUGCCUCUCCUGAUAUUGGGCUUAGCCUUUGUUGUCAGAAACUACACCAAGAAAGAGUAGCUCCUUCUUUAUCAUCAUAUUGCACCCUUGUGAGGGGUCUGUUAGCUAUUUAUAGAGGGUCAUUCAAAGGACAGUGUUUAGUUUCUUCUUGGUGUCUUGAGCAUUGAAACUGGAUUAUAAUGUUUUUCAACUUUCUUUGGUAAUGAAUGGUACUGGUGUCAUUGUGACUGAAAAGCCUAAUAAUAAUGUUGGAUUGUGAAUUUCAUCUCUCUUCA
Molecule: messenger RNA, 781 nt
Organism: Medicago truncatula (barrel medic)
Lineage: Eukaryota; Viridiplantae; Streptophyta; Magnoliopsida; Fabales; Fabaceae
Product: cytochrome b5
Exons: 4
Coding region: 162-566 (134 amino acids)
Cellular component (GO): intracellular membrane-bounded organelle; membrane
Molecular function (GO): heme binding
Source: RefSeq, a predicted model, not a curated record